This is a messenger RNA of Carlito syrichta (Philippine tarsier), 458 nucleotides long. RefSeq names its product voltage-dependent L-type calcium channel subunit beta-1-like. The transcript has 4 exons. Gene Ontology annotation, biological process: neuromuscular junction development; chemical synaptic transmission; regulation of voltage-gated calcium channel activity. Lineage: Eukaryota; Metazoa; Chordata; Mammalia; Primates; Tarsiidae. Bases 84 to 458 code for a protein of 124 amino acids. Gene Ontology annotation, cellular component: voltage-gated calcium channel complex. The record is from RefSeq and is a predicted model, not a curated record. Gene Ontology annotation, molecular function: high voltage-gated calcium channel activity; protein binding.
CUGCCUGUAACCUGAGCCCCCAGGGGAACAGGCAGUUUGGGCCACCCCCUGGGCCUGCAGGGCCAGGCACUGAGGGCGCUGGGAUGGAGGCGCCCAGCCGGACCCUGGUGGUGGGCUCGGCGGAGUCCUACACCAGCCGUCCAUCAGACUCCGAUGUCUCUCUGGAGGAGGACCGGGAAGCCUUAAGGAAGGAGGCAGAACGCCAGGCGUUGGCUCAGCUCGAGAAAGCCAAGACCAAGCCGGUGGCAUUUGCUGUGCGGACAAAUGUUGGCUACAACCCGUCUCCGGGGGAUGAGGUGCCUGUACAGGGAGUGGCCAUUACCUUUGAGCCCAAGGACUUCCUGCACAUCAAGGAGGUGGGAGAGGACUUGGUGGCUGCAAAGGGUACACGGGAUGGGAGGCACCCCAAUGCUGAGUCCCCCAGACACAUGCAGUGGUGCCCCCUCCACAAAGAGUAG